Molecule: messenger RNA, 549 nt
Organism: Laccaria bicolor S238N-H82
Lineage: Eukaryota; Fungi; Basidiomycota; Agaricomycetes; Agaricales; Hydnangiaceae
Exons: 4
Coding region: 1-549 (182 amino acids)
Biological process (GO): DNA-templated transcription
Cellular component (GO): RNA polymerase III complex; RNA polymerase I complex
Molecular function (GO): DNA-directed RNA polymerase activity; protein dimerization activity
Source: RefSeq, a predicted model, not a curated record
AUGACCGACGCGACGCCUAAAAUCAAAAUACUGAAAGGUGCGGCUGCAGAUCUCUCAGCCGCCACGUACCAGAUCCACGACGAAUCACAUACCGUUGGCAACGCCUUACGAUGGAUGUUGAUGAAAAACCCCAAGGUUGAGUUUUGCACCGACUUGCUUUGUCUUGUCGCUUCUCAGCUGUCACCCCUCCCCUUCAUCAUCAUGAUCACAUCACCUGCGUCGCAUGCAUGGCGGGCAAGUCACCACCACGUACCAUUAUCCCAAUUAAUGCCCUCAAAAAGCUUUGAACCCAUUUCUAAUUUCCUUCGCCGUAGCGCGCCCCAUCCAUCCGAAAACGUCAUCAACGUUCGCAUUCAGAUGUACGGUACGAACCUCCUGCAUUGUCCUUGCCGCCAAUUGCCCAUAAAGUGUCACCCAGACAACCUCUCUUCCCUGCAAGCCUUGACUACGGCUUUAUCUGACCUCGAUUCCCUCUGCGAGACUGUGGAAGAUACAUACCUCACUAGUUUGAGGGAAGAUAAAUUUGAACGGUGGGAGGAGAAGAGCUAA